UCUUGAUCACUCUCUUUUUUUUUUCUCUUGGCUAAGGAGGUCCCCCUCCAAUCCGUUUUCCACUCUACCUAUCAACCAACAAACAAACACAAUAUUCCCAUUUCUCAUAUUCAUAUUUUAAGCAAACCCCACAACCAUCAUCAUCAUCAUUUACCAUUCCCACCCCAUGAAGCCUUCUCUCUGUCCCUCAAAACCAUCAUUCACCUAUAUAGCUUUCUCCUAGAUCUCCAUCACAACCCACUUCAUAAGGCCCUCAAGCCUUUCACACAUCCCUCACACCCCUUUAUCACCCCUUUCUGCCAAAUGAGGAAACCUGAUAUGAUGCCAAAAGACAAACUCAACACCACUACCACCACCAUUAACACCACCACCAACAACAACAACAUUAAGACCAAGCUAAGAAAAGGGUUGUGGUCACCUGAGGAAGAUGAGAAACUGAUAAGGUACAUGAUCACUAAGGGACAAGGAUGUUGGAGUGACAUUGCAAGGAAUGCUGGUCUUCAAAGGUGCGGCAAAAGUUGUCGUCUUCGUUGGAUCAACUACCUCAGACCUGAUCUCAAACGUGGUGCAUUCUCACCCCAAGAGGAAGAACUCAUCAUUCAUUUGCACUCCCUUCUUGGAAACAGAUGGUCUCAGAUUGCUGCACGUCUUCCUGGUCGCACAGACAAUGAGAUAAAGAAUUUCUGGAACUCCACACUGAAGAAAAGGUUGAAAGUGAUCAGCAGCAGCAACAUCAACAACACUUCAUCACCAAACAACAGUGACUCAUCAGACCCUAGAGAUGUCAUGGGGGGGAUAGUGCCAAUGAAUGAUCAGCAUGACCUCAUGACCAUGUGCAUGGACUCCUCCUCAUCAACAUCAUCAUCAUCCAUGCAAUCCAUGCAAGCCAACAUGGCACUAACUGACCAAUUUGACCCCUUUCCUUUGUUGUCCAACCGCUAUGACAUGACCACCGGUGCAGCCGGUUUCCUUGACAACAUGGCUGCAUGCUUAACACAAGUUGGUAUGGCAGAUCAUGAUGAUGGGGUUGUUCAUGGAGGUUAUGGGGCAUUGGAACCUAAUAAAAUGGGGAUAGAAAGCGACUUUUCCCUUCCUCCACUAGAAAGUAGAAGCAUUGAGGACAAUUCUAGUAACCCAAUUGAUGUGAAAAGCCAUAACAACAACCACUUGAAGAACAGUUGCUUCAGUAACACUGAUCAUCACCAUCACCAUCAUCAUCAUCAUAAUUUUCAAACCUCCAACAACGUAGUUGUAGAGGAUUUGUUUGGUUUUGGAAAUCAUGGGCAAGGGGAAAACUUUAGAAUGGGAGAAUGGGACUUUGAGGGUUUGAUGCAAGACAUGUCCUAUUUCCCUUCCCUUGAUUUCCAAGUUUAAGAAAGUCAUUAGAUCCACCUCACAACACAUAAAACAAAAAUCGGCUUAACAUUAAAUCUUGUUAACGCCAUUCCAAACACACAUUAAAUCUUAAUCCUUUUUUUUUUCUUCAGAGUUUCCUUAUUUCUUCCUUCCAAUUCUGUAAACAACUCUAUUAAGGAUACUGGUUAAAGAAAACCACAAAAAUAAAACUUUUUUUCCUUUAAAAA
This is a messenger RNA of Vigna radiata var. radiata (mung bean), 1583 nucleotides long. Its product is annotated as transcription factor MYB83. The record is from RefSeq and is a predicted model, not a curated record. NCBI's taxonomy places the organism in Eukaryota, Viridiplantae, Streptophyta, Magnoliopsida, Fabales, Fabaceae. The transcript is spliced from 2 exons. Bases 304 to 1374 code for a protein of 356 amino acids.